This is a messenger RNA of Salvelinus fontinalis (brook trout), 10772 nucleotides long. RefSeq names its product nebulin-like. The transcript is spliced from 79 exons. Gene Ontology annotation, cellular component: Z disc. Gene Ontology annotation, molecular function: actin filament binding. The record is from RefSeq and is a predicted model, not a curated record. Bases 99 to 8993 code for a protein of 2964 amino acids. NCBI's taxonomy places the organism in Eukaryota, Metazoa, Chordata, Actinopteri, Salmoniformes, Salmonidae. Gene Ontology annotation, biological process: cardiac muscle thin filament assembly.
GAUUUUAGUGCCCGCAGGUCCUCCAGGGGGAGGAUAGGGUUACGGGCGCCAUCGUCCCAGAUGUGGCACAUUGACCCACUGCUGAUCCAGUCACCUAGAUGGAAGAAACGUCAGAGGAAACGGGCAGCUUGAUGGAAGAAACGUUGGAAAAAGCUCUCACCUCGAUGGAAGGAACAUUGGUGGAAACGGUCACCUUGAUGGAAGAAACGGGCACAUUGAUGGAUGGAACGUCGGAGGAAACGGUCACCUUGAUGGAUGAAACGUCGGAGGAAACGGUCACCUUGAUGGAAGAAACGGGCACCUUGAUGGAUGGAGCGUCAGAAGAAACGGUCACCUUGAUGGAUGGAACGUCGGAGGAAACGGUCACCUUGAUGGAAGGAACGUCGGAGGAAACGGUCACCUUGAUGGAAGGAACGUCAGAGGAAAUGGUCACCUUGAUGGAAGGAAUGUCAGAGGAAACCGUGUCGGGAGAAGCAGUGGUGGGCAAGCGUGCUACAGGACGAGUCACCUGGAUAGAAGAACCAUCGGAGGAAACGGUGCUGGGAGAAGCAGCGGUGGACGAGCAUGGCACAGAAGGGGCAGUCGAGGCCUCGACUGCUAAGCCCGUCUUGCGCAGACCCAGUGUGCAUGUCGCCAGGAGAUGCAGUGUUCUAGCAAGUGACGCCUCGGCUGCUAAGCCCGUCUUACCCGAACCCGGUUUUGCCAGGAGAUGCAGUGUUCUGGCAAGUGACGUGAAGUACAAGGAGGGUUAUGAGAAAUCCAAGGCCCAGAACCUCUUCAUCCCCGAUGUAGAGUUUCAGCAUUCCAAGAACAUCAACGCUUUCAUCUCUGAGACCAAGUACAAGGAGGAAGGAAAGUUGGAAACAGCCAUGUGUCUCUACUCAGUGCUUCCAGAAACAAUGGCGACCCAACACGCCAGAGAGGCCUCCGAGCUACAGAGUGAGAUCAAAUACAAAGGGAAUGUGAAGACGGAGAUAUCCACUUCCCUCUACUCACUGCUCCCGGAGACCCUUGAGACUCAGUUUGCGAAGGAGCAUUCGGACAUGCUGAGUGAGGGCAAGUACAGAGAGGAGGGGAAAAGGGAGAUCUCCAGCAGCCUGUACUCCCUGCUUCCAGACACCACUGAGAUGCAGCUCUCUAAAACAGUGAAAGAGUUCCAGAGUGAGAACAAGUACAGGGAGGCAGGGAAGAGAAGGCUGUCUACUUCCAUAUAUUCCCUGCUACCAGAGACCAUGGAGAUUCAACACGCCAAAGAGGCUUCUCUGCUACAGAGUGAGAUGAAAUACAAAGAGUUAAGCAAAGGUACUCUGUCCUCCCUCUACUCUCUACUCCCAGAGACCACAGAGAUCCAGUUUGCUAGAGAAAUGACAGAGAUGCAGAGCGAGAACAAAUACAAAGAAAGUGGCAAAAGAAAUUCCUCCAGUUGCAUUUACUCUCAACUAGCAGAGACCCCUGAGACCCAUUUUGCUAAAGCUGUGUCAGAACUCCAGAGUGAGCUAAAGUACAGGGAAGUACUGAAAAAGGACACCUCCCCCAGUUUUUAUUCUACGCUGCCCGAAACAAUUGAGACUAAUUUUGCGAAACGACAAUCAGCAAUGCGAAGUGAGAAAAAGUAUAAAGAGGACAGGAAGGAGAACUCCUUUAGCCUCUACUCUCUUCUCCCAGAGACACCAGAGACCCAGUUUGCAAAAGAGGUCUCCGACUUACAGAGCGAGCUCAAGUAUACAGAGGGGGGGAAGCAGAAGAUCUCGACAAGCCUUUAUUCUCUGCUUCCCGAGACCACAGAGACCCAGUUGGCCAAGCAGAUGUCUGAAAUGCAGAGCGAGACCAAGUACAAGGAAGUGGGCAAGAGGGAGGUGGUCACUUCUUUGUACUCUCUACUCCCUGAGACCAAGGACAUCCAGCACGCCAAGGAAGCGUCCCAGUUACGGAAUGAGAUCAAAUACAAAGAGAGUGGAAAGAAGGACAACUCAACCUCUCUCUACUCUCUACUACCAGAGACCACAGAGAUACAGUUUGCCAGAGAAAUGACAGAGAUGCAGAGUGAGAAUAAAUACAAAGAAGAAGGAAAAAGGCGUAUCUCCACAAGUGUUUACUCUCAGCUUCCAGAAACCACCGAGACACAGUUUGCGAAAGCUGUAUCUGAACUUCAGAGUGAGAUGAAGUACAAAAAAGCAGGGAGGAAGGGAUUUUCUAGUUCUCUCUACUCCACCUUACCAGAAACAAUGGAGACCCAGCAUGCCAAAGAGGCUUCCCAGCUACAGAGUGAGCUAAAGUACAAGGAAGGCCUGAAAAAGGACACCUCCCCCAGUUUUUAUUCUACGCUACCCGAAACAAUUGAGACAAAUUUUGCGAAACGACAAUCAGCAAUGCGGAGCCAGAUCAAGUAUAAAGAAGAUACUGAGGAGAACUCUAUCAACCUCUACUCUCUGCUCCCCGAGACAACAGAGACACAGUUUGCAAAGCAGAUGUCUGAAAUGCAGAGCGAGACAAAAUACAAAGAAGCAGGGAAGAAAGAGGCCUCCACUUCUCUCUACUCCACCUUACCAGAGACUUUGGAGACCCAGCACGCCAAAGAGGCUUCCCAGCUACAGAGUGAGCUCAAAUACAAAGGUGAGAAAGUCUUCUCUGGUUCGGCUUACUCUCAACUCCCUGAGACGAUGGAGACAGACAGAGCUCGAGAGCUCACAGAGAUGCAGAGCAAGAUCAAAUACAAAGAGAGUGGAAAGAAGGACAACUCAACCUCCCUCUACUCUCUACUACCAGAGACCACAGAGAUACAGUUUGCCAGAGAAAUGACAGAGAUGCAGAGCGAGAAUAAAUACAAAGAAGAAGGAAAAAGACAUAUCUCCACAAGUGUUUACUCUCAGCUUCCAGAAACCACCGAGACACAGUUUGCGAAAGCUGUAUCUGAACUUCAGAGUGAGAUAAAGUACAAAGAAGCAGGGAGGAAGGGAGUUUCUUGUUCUCUCUACUCCACCUUACCAGAAACAAUGGAGACCCAGCAUGCCAAAGAGGCUUCCCAGCUACAGAGUGAGCUAAAGUACAAGGAAGGAUUGAAAAAGGACACUUCCCCCAGUUUUUAUUCUACGCUACCCGAAACAAUUGAGACAAAUUUUGCAAAACGACAGUCAGCAAUGCAGAGCCAGAUCAAGUAUAAAGAAGAUACUGAGGAGAACUCUAUCAACCUCUACUCUCUGCUCCCCGAGACAGCAGAGACACAGUUUGCAAAGCAGAUGUCUGAAAUGCAGAGCGAGACAAAAUACAAAGAAGCAGGGAAGAAAGAGGCCUCCACUUCUCUCUACUCCACCUUACCAGAGACUUUGGAGACCCAGCACGCCAAAGAGGCUUCCCAGCUACAGAGUGAACUCAAAUACAAAGGUGAGAAAGUCUUCUCUGGUUCGGCUUACUCUCAACUCCCUGAGACGAUGGAGACAGACAGAGCUCGGGAGCUCACAGAGAUGCAGAGCAAGAUCAAAUACAAAGAGAGUGGAAAGAAGGACAACUCAACCUCUCUCUACUCUCUACUACCAGAGACCACAGAGAUCCAGUUUGCCAGAGAAAUGACAGAGAUGCAGAGUGAGAAUAAAUACAAAGAAGAAGGAAAAAGGCGUAUCUCCACAAGUGUUUACUCUCAGCUUCCAGAAACCACCGAGACACAGUUUGCGAAAGCUGUAUCUGAACUUCAGAGUGAGAUGAAGUACAAAGAAGCAGGGAGGAAGGGAGUUUCUUGUUCUCUCUACUCCACCUUACCAGAAACAAUGGAGACCCAGCAUGCCAAAGAGGCUUCCCAGCUACAGAGUGAGCUAAAGUACAAGGAAGGAUUGAAAAAGGACACCUCCCCCAGUUUUUAUUCUACACUGCGCGAAACAAUUGAGACUAAUUUUGCGAAACAACAAUCAGCAAUGCGAAGUGAGAUCAAGUAUAAAGAAGAUACUGAGGAGAACUCUAUCAACCUCUACUCUCUGCUCCCCGAGACAGCAGAGACACAGUUUGCAAAGCAGAUGUCUGAAAUGCAGAGCGAGACAAAAUACAAAGAAGCAGGGAAGAAAGAGGCCUCCACUUCUCUCUACUCCACCUUACCAGAGACUUUGGAGACCCAGCACGCCAAAGAGGCUUCCCAGCUACAGAGUGAGCUCAAAUACAAAGGUGAGAAAGUCUUCUCUGGUUCGGCUUACUCUCAACUCCCUGAGACGAUGGAGACAGAGAGAGCUCGAGAGCUCACAGAGAUGCAGAGCGAGCUCAAGUACAAACAGAGUGGGAAGAAGGGUAUGUCCCAAAGCAUCUAUUCCGUACUAGCAGAUACCAUGGAGACCCAAUUUGUCAAAAAUGUUUCUGAACUGCAAAGUCAGACUAAGUACAAGAAGGCAGGGAAGAAUAAGGCAAAGUCUCUCUACUCUGUGUUGCCAGAGACUCUGGAGAUCCAACAUGCCAAGCAGGUCUCCCAGCUUCAGAGCCAGCUCAAAUACAAGGAUGCCGGGAAAAGGGAGAUGUCCAGUUCUCAUUACUCUGUUCUCCCCGAGACGGCAGAGACUCAUUUAGCCAAAGAGCACUCUGAGAUGCUGAGCGAGGUGAAGUAUAAAAAGCAGGGUAAAGAAGGCAUUUCCUCAAGCCUUUAUUCUCUACUCCCGGAAACAGCAGACACUCAGUUUGCCAAACAGAUGUCAGAAAUACAGAGUGAGUUAAAGUACAAAAGAGACAUCGAGGAACUGCCCGAUACCUUGUACGCACUACUGCCUGAAACCAUGGAGACCAAGUUCGCAAAAGAAAUGACUCAAGAAAUGUCUCAGGCCAAGUACAAGGAGGCAGGCAAGCAGCAGGUCUCCAUUUCGCUCUACUCCACCUUACCAGAGACUUUGGAGACCCAGCACGCCAAAGAGGCCUCCCAGCUACAGAGCAAGAAUAACUAUAAAGAGGGAGGCAAAAAGGACAUGUCAACUUCCUUGUAUUCUCAACUUCCUGACACAAUAGAGAUCCAGUUUGCCCGAGAGCUUACAGAGCUCCAAAGUGAGAACAAGUAUAAAGAAGAUGGGAAAAGGAGUCUUUCGACAAGCGUUUACUCUCAACUAGCAGAGACCAAGGAGACGCAGUUUUUGAAAGCUGUUUCCCAACUCCAGAGUGAGAAAAAGUAUAGAGAGGCAGUAAAGAAGCAAAUAUCUCUCUAUGCCACCUUACCAGAGACUUUGGAGACCCAGCACGCCAAAGAGGCUUCUCUGCUACAGAGUGAGCUGAAAUACAAGCAAGGUGGCAAAAAGGGUGCCUCCAGUUCUCUGUACUCCCUGCUUCCAGAAACGACAGAGACCCAACUAGCCAAAGAGCACCGUGAUAUUUAUAGUGAGGUGAAAUACAAAGAGGAUGGUAAACAGAAGCUUUCCAACACCCUGUAUUCUUUGCUGCCAGAAACAGCGGACACACAAUUUGCCAAGCAGCAAUCAGAAUUCCGAAGUGAGCAAAAUUACAAAAGUGACACCCAGGAACUGUCCAAUUGCUUGUACGCACUACUGCCUGAAACCAUGGAGACCAAGUUCGCUAAAGAAAUGUCUCAAGAAAUCUCUCAGUCUAAAUACAAGGAGGCAGGGAAGAAAGAGGCCUCCACUUCUCUCUACUCCACCUUACCAGAGACUUUGGAGACCCAGCACGCCAAAGAGGCUUCCCAGCUACAGAGUGAGAACAAGUACAAGGAGAAUGUGAAACUGACCCAGUCCAGUAGUCUGUACUCUCAGCUCCCCCAGACUACAGAGACCCAGUUUGCUGCCAAAGUCUCGGACCUACAGAGCGAGAACAAGUACAAAGAGGAAGGUAAGAAGAGUAUCACUAGCUGCAUUUACUCUCAACUACCAGAGACCAAACAGACCCAGUUUGUGAAGGCUGUGACCGAACUUCAGAGUGAGACUAAAUAUAAGGAGGCAGGGAAGAAAGAGGCCUCCAGUUGUCUCUACGCCCUGUUACCAGAGACUAUGGAUACCCAGCACGCAAAAGAGGCUUCUCUGUUACAGAGUGAGAAUAAGUACAAAGAAGGCGGUAAAAAGGAGAGUUUGACCUGCCUGUACUCUCAGCUUCCAGAAACCACUGAGAUUCAGUUUGCUAAAACAGUGACAGAACUGCAGAGUGAGAAUAAAUACAAACAGAAAGGGAAACAGGAGAUAUCCAGCAGCAUUUUCUCCCAGCUGCCGGGGACAAAGGAGAUAGAGUUUGCCAAACAGAUUUCAGAAAUGCAGAGUGAGCAAAAUUACAAAAGUGACACCCAGGAACAUUCCAAUUGCUUGUACGCACUACUGCCUGAAACCAUGGAGACUAAGUUUGCUAAAGAAAUGUCUCAAGAGAUGUCUCAGAGGAAAUACAAAGAAGCUGGGAAAAAAGAGAUGGGCAACUCUCUGUACUCCCUCAUGCCCCAGACCAGUGAGAUCCAGCAUGCCAAAGAGCUCUCCCUGCUCUACAGCCAGAAAAGCUACAAAGAAGAGGGUAGGAAGGACACGGGCCACAGUCUGUACUCACAGAUGCCCCAGACCAUUGAGACUGCAUUUGCUAAAGAAGUGGCAAAGCACCAGAGUGAUAAACUGUACAAGGAGAAGUACAACGCGGAGAAAGGCCAGUCCAGUUACACCACCAUGGAGACCUUACCAGAGGUCUCCCACGCUAUGGAAGUCAACAAACAGCAGAGUCAAGUCAACUACAGGACAGGGAAACAGGAACACCACAAUUUCACCACGUUGGCGGACAGACCUGAUAUCCUGAACGCCAAACAGGCCACUGAACUGGCCAGCGACGUGUCCUAUAGGAGUAAAACUAAGCAUGAAAUCUACAAUGAUGUCCUGGGAAGAUCUGAUAUCGAGCAUGCCAAAGUGGCCUCCAAACUCGCUAGCCUGGUGCACUACAAGGAGAAGUUUGAGAGGGAGUUCAAGGGUCAGAAGCCCCAGUACAACCCCAGCAACUGUGUGUCCUUCAAACACACACAGGCUGCCCAUGCUCUCACCAGCCAGGUGAAGUAUAAGACCAACCAGAACCAGGUGAUCGAGGGAUCUGUGGACCUGCCCAACCUACUACAGCUGAAACACGCUCUACACGCCAGCAAGCUGCAGAGCAACGUAGAGUACAAGAAGAAGUACGAGCAGUCUAAGGGACACUACCAUAUAGCACUGGACACCGCAGAACAGCUCCACCACAGGGAGAAUGCGGUACUGCACAGCCAGGUGAAAUACAAGGAAGAGUAUGAGAGAAACAAAGGCAAGUCCCAGAUGGAGUUUGUGGACACACAGUCUUACAGAGUGUCCAAGGAGGCUCAGAAAAUGCAAAGUGAGAGAGAGUACAGGAAAGAAUAUGAUGGCCACAUCCGGGGCAAGGCCCUAGUGGACGUUGACCUGACCCCUGGAUACCUGACUGCCCGUCAUGCCAGCAACAUCCUGAGUGAGAAGGAGUACAGGAGGGAAGGACUGGAGGUGAAGGGGAGGGGGCUCUCAGGGCUGGGAUUGGAGGACACACCAGACCUCAUACGGGCUAAAAACGCCAGCCACAUCCUCAAUGAGAAAGAGUACCGCAAGGACCUGCAGAAUGACAUCAUGGGUAAAGGCAUGGAGAUCAGCGGUGACGUGUUGGAGAUGCAGAGGGCCAAGAAGGCCACAGAGUUAACCAGCCAGACCUCCUACAAGCAGACAGCCCAGCUGAGGGAGAGCUCGUACGGUACAGUGACAGACACACCAGAACUACUGCAUGCCGCCUACAUGAAAGAUAUCUACAGUCAGAAGAAGUACAAGGAUGAAGCAGAGACGCUGAAGGGUUCGUAUGGGUUCGACACCCCCGAGAUGGAGAGAGUGAAGAACAACCAGAGGAACAUCAGCUCAUGUCAGUACGCUUGGGACUCAAAGCUCCACAGAAGCCUGAUGUCUUCUGUCACCGACACGCCAGAAAUCAUCCUCGCCAGAGAGAACACAAAGAAAAUCAGUGAUGUGAAAUACAGAGAGGGGGUGGGGAGCGGGACGGCAGUCAUGGAAACCCUUGACACGGAGAGGGUCUGCAGGAACCAGCAGAACAUCAGCUCGGUGAAGUAUAAAAAGCAGCUGCAGGCCACCAGUGUGGGAGUCACCCCAGAGUUGGAGAGAGUCCGUCAGAACCAGGAGAACAUCAGCUCGGUGAAGUACCAGCGCGGGAUGAAAGAGAUGAAGGGCCGGUCCUGCAACGAGUUGGACACGCCCGAACUAAGGCGUGUCAGGAAGUCCCAGAACGAUAUCUCCAUGGCGAAAUAUCACGAGGACUUUGAGCGGACUAGGGGCCGAGGCUGCACCCCAGUGAUGGAGGACCAAAGUAUGGAGAGAAUGCACCACCGGAACAAGCUGAUGAUGAGCGAGGCAGCCUACAAGGGAGUGCACCCACAGGUGGUGGAGAUGGACAGGAGACCCGGCGGCAUCAUCGUAGACGGAAGCUCCACAUUGGACUCUACUCACCUGGCCCGAAACUACCUUAAGGUGUGGCGGACGGACCCAGGCUCCAUCUUUGACUUUGACCCUGUGGAGGAUAACAUUCAGUCUAAAAGUCUUCACAGACUGUCUGAGCGUGUAAGCCGCCUCACCCGGCAGCAAUCUCAGCAGUCGGUGCACUCGCAGGCCCAGUCAGUGAGUUCACUGGCCUCUGCCUCUGACCUGUGGGACAAAAGCCUGUCUGUCUGCAGCAGCAGCUCUGCACUGCAGUCCCAGGACAGAGCUCCUGUGCUACCUGGGGCGUACCAUCAGAGUGCUCAGCAGCAGCAGCAUGGGUAUGGCUACAUGCACCAGACCAGCAUGUCCUCUGUGAGGUCUGUGCAGUCCCCUCCAUCUGUCACCAUGAGAGUGUACCGGGCGCUGUACGACUACUCAGCGCAGGACCACGACGAGGUGUCCUUCCGCGACGGUGACGUCAUCGUCAACGCUCAGCCCAUCGACGAGGGCUGGAUGUACGGCACCGUGCAGAGGACCGGCAAAUCAGGCAUGCUCCCCGCCAACUACGUGGAGUGCUUCAACUAAGGGAUCCAUCUCAAUAGUCUUCAAGUGGUUUUCUUUCCUCUCCCCUUGUCUCCUCUCCUCCAUCUGCACUGAUUGAAUAGGUGGAAGGGAUAAGGUGGAUUGGAUGCCUACUGGGAAAUUGACUUUCACCAGUCCAGUUCUUUUCAUGUCAGUACAGAUGAAGGAGAGGAGAUGAGGAAAGGAGGCUACUCUAGAUUAUUGAGAUGCACCCAAGGGCUAGCCUUACCAUGGUGUAGGCAGAGUCCAUUCCGCAAGUGUCUGUUUUAAGCUUGGUCCUGGAGAGCUGCAUCAGUAAGAUACAUUAAUUGAAUGGAGUUGUUCAAUUUGCCUUGUCUAGACUACAGGCACAAACUAUCAUAGCCACACUGUCCUCUGAAAAUUAUGUGUUAAAGUAAUCAUGUAAUACGUUUUGCUUUUGGUUUCACUUAAGGCAUUGGUGGCUUGCCCCACGUGAUCAGAGUUCAUGAAAAUUGUUUAUAUAAUUCAAUCAGAGAAUUGCAACCCUCAAAUAGACAACAUUAGCAGACAAAAAUACAUAUUCAAUGGAAUGCUGUCGAAAACAUGUUUCACACAAUAGAAAGUACAUUUGAAUUUGGUUAGGCAGUGCAGUUUCUUUUAGUUUCACACAGUUAACAGUGUUGUGUUGACUUCAUGAUCCCAAAAGUGCAGUUUUGCAGCACAAGAACAGUAAUGUGUUCGACUUAUCUUGGAAAAGUGCUUAGCGGGUUUGCUUGAAUAGAGCCCAACACAGUCCUCCAGGACCAGAAUGGGGCCUUCUUAUACUCCUUUGUAUUUCAUUUCUAUUAUUAUGUUUCGCAUUUAGACAUCCACACUAACUGUGUUUUAUGUACAAAGGAGGGAAGGGGAGAGGGAGUUGAGGAGAAAUCUAUGUUUCAAUAAUAUCCUGACAGUGAUUGCCAGAAAGUUAGCUGUUUAGCUUUUGUUAUCUCAUUAACACGUUGCUUCGUACUGUUUCUGUCUGAUGACAUAAGGGUUUGGUUUAAACCAGCUCCACAAGUAAAUAUAGUUGAUACAAUCUAUAGUCAACGAGUCACACAAUCUCACCUCUUUCUGUGAUUUUAGUGGAUUAUCUACAUCUCAUAUACCAGUUAGGCCUCACACAGGCUUUGAUUAGAUUAUGUCCACAUAAUGUAGAGCUAACUGGCAACAUGGUUGUUAUAUUUUGCUAUGUACACAGUUUCAAAUAACACCCAAGAAUGGUGUAUGAAGUUGGAUUGCAAUCUUGACAUUUCUGAACUAUUGUGAACAGUAUUGUGAUGAUCCUAUUUUACUCUUCAGGAUUGUAGACACUAAUGACAGUACAUGUAUUGGUGCAUGUUAUAAAUAGUUUAUACUGUAAUAUCUUGAGGGGUGCAAAGAUUAUUGAAUACUAGGCCUACUAAGGCCAUUCAAUGACAUGGUUUCUGGAUACAUGGUAGGUGGGGAUCUCUUUAACAUGUUAUUGUAGAUUACAUGUUAUCAUGGAAUGUGGUAGCUAAUAAACAGAAAUGGCUAAGUUAUAAAAUGGUAAUAUUUAUUGGCCUUGAAGAGAAAAUAAUGGGACAGCAAGAAACAUCAUAGAUUUUUUUUGUCCAGUGGUUUAUUGCUUCGAGUAGUUCCGUUUUGAAAUGUCUCUGUAAAAGAAAAUGUUUUACUCAGUUUGUACACCAUCACUGAGUUUUAGUGAGAUGCCACUUUUUCCUGAGUUAACCAUUUGUUUUAUUUUUUUGUCAUUAGCUGCAGUGUCACGUGUGAAAAAUAAAAACGCUUUGUCAACAA